AUGCAGCGCUUCACCGUCUCCACCGUUCUCCUCUUCCUCGCUCUUCUCACCGUCGCAGAUGGAGGUUCCAUUGGAGUUAACUACGGUCGCAUAGCGAACAACCUUCCCUCCGCGGUGAAGGUGGUUCAGCUCCUCAAAUCCCAGGGACUGAGCCGGGUCAAAGUAUACGACACCGACCCGGCAGUGCUGCGAGCAUUAUCCGGAUCAGGAAUCAAAGUGACGGUUGAUCUUCCAAACCAGCAACUAUUCGCAGCAGCGAAAGCACCCUCCUUUGCAUCAUCAUGGGUCGAGAGAAACGUUGCCGCUUACUACCCUCACACGCAAAUCGAAUCCAUUGCUGUUGGGAACGAGGUAUUUGUGGACACACACAACACCACCAAGUUCCUUGUACCCGCCAUGAAAAACAUUCACCAAGCGCUCGUAAAACACAACCUCGAUUCCGACAUUAAGGUUUCCUCCCCCAUUGCCCUUUCGGCGCUUGCGAAUUCUUACCCGUCAUCGGCCGGGUCGUUCCGACCGGAACUCGUUGAACCCGUUUUCAAACCCAUGCUGGACUUUCUCCGAGAAACCGGAUCAUACUUAAUGGUAAACGUGUACCCGUUCUUCGCGUACGAGUCCAACGCUGACGUCAUCUCUUUGGACUAUGCUCUUUUCCGUGACAACCCGGGCGUGGCGGAUCCGGGUAACGGGUUGAGAUACUAUAACCUAUUUGACGCCCAAAUCGACGCUGUUUUCUCCGCUUUAAGUGCUUUGAAAUACGACGACGUUAAUAUUGUAGUCACCGAAACAGGGUGGCCUUCUAAGGGAGAUAGUAAUGAGGUGGGUGCAAGUGUAGAGAACGCCGCCGCGUACAACGGAAACCUCGUCCGUAAGAUCUUAACCGGUGGUGGGACCCCUCUUCGGCCCAAAGCCGAUCUCACCGUCUAUCUGUUCGCACUUUUUAAUGAGAAUCAGAAGACCGGGCCCACUUCCGAGCGGAACUUUGGGCUCUUUUACCCUGACGAGAAAAGAGUUUACAAUGUUCCGUUAACGGCGGAGGAGCUCAAGGACUACCACGACCGUCCCUCACCGGUGAGUGGUGGCGGCCAGAGACAGGGCACUCCUGCGCAGGCACCCGUCGUGAGCGGCGGCGUGUCGAAGAGCACCACUGGGAACACGUGGUGCGUUGCGAACCCGGACGCGGAGAAAGUUAAGCUGCAGGCAGCUCUAGAUUUUGCUUGCGGCGAGGGAGGUGCUGAUUGCGGUCCGAUUCAGCACGGUGCCACGUGUUACGAUCCUAACACGCUUGUGGCCCACGCUUCGUUUGCGUUCAAUAGUUAUUAUCAGAAGCAAGCGCGGAAGGGCGGUAGCUGCUAUUUCGGGGGUACGUCCUACGUGGUCACGCAGGAGCCGAGGUAUGGGAAGUGCGAGUUUCCUACUGGAUACUAG
Sphenostylis stenocarpa is the source of this 1428-nucleotide messenger RNA. NCBI's taxonomy places the organism in Eukaryota, Viridiplantae, Streptophyta, Magnoliopsida, Fabales, Fabaceae. The record is from the annotation of a GenBank genome assembly.